GAGAGAGAGAGAGAGAGAGAGAGAGAGAGAGAGAGAGAGAGAGAGAGAGAGAGAGAGAGAGAGAGAGAGAGAGAGAGAGAGAGAGAGAGAGAGAGAGAGACAGAGAGAGAGAGGGAGAGAGAGACAGAGAGAGAGAGAGAGAGAGAGAGAGAGAGAGAGAGAGAGAGAGAGAGAGAGAGAGAGAGAGAGAGAGAGACAGAGAGGCUAUUUCGCGGCACACAGCGAGGUACAGCAUGCGCUGACAUUCGCGCGGCUAACGAGUGGACGCGGGGAACCUUAUUCGGGAAUGAUAGAGACCGAAGAUGCAGCGGAACCGGGGGAUACUGUUUUCGCACGUGUGCUGCAGCACUCUGCUGUGCUUCUGGAUCGCCGUGUGCCGGAGCGUGGUGCUAGUUGAGGGCUCUCCGCAAGGAAUCCCUCUCUCAGUCGUGAAGCUCUGGGCGUCCGCAUUCGGGGGCGAAAUUAAAUCUCUCUCUGCAAAGUACUCUGGUUCCCAGCUCUUACAGAAGAAAUAUAAAGAAUUUGAAAAGUCUGUCAGAGUUGAAGAAAUUGAUGGAGUAAAACUAGUCAAGAACUUGGCUGUGAAGAUGGAGGAAAUGUUCAGGAAAAAAGCAGAGGCCACAAGGCGGCUCGUGGAGGCAGCAGAGGAAGCCCACCACCAGCACGAGGAGAACCCGGACCUGGAGUACGAGUACUUCAACGCGGUGCUGAUCAACAAGCUGGUGGGCGGGAAGCACGUGGAGCUGGGCGGGGAGUUCCUCCUGGAGGAGAACGCGCACUUUGACAACCUGCCGGUCAACCUGAGCCUCAGCGUGGUGCAGGUGCCCACCAACAUGUACAACAAGGGCUUCUGCUGGCUCCGAGGAGAGAGGGAGGCGGUACGCAUCUUCCCCUACCUGAUUGGCCGGGAGUCUGCGUUCGCAGAUAACCUCAAAUGGAUGGCCUGCGCUAACAAAGGGUACUUCAGUCAGAUCUCUACCUUAGCUGACGUCCAGGAGAACGUCAUGAGGUACCUGCAUGUGAUGAGUCGGCCCAAAGUCAUCGACCACGAGCACGACACCGUCUGGACAGAGGCCUACGUUGACAGUGCACUCUCCCAGGCUUAUCGGCUGAAAGACAAGCGGGCCCCCAGCAUGAUGACCACCGUGGCCAUGCCCGUCUUCAGCACCAAGAACGAGACGAGGAACCAGGGCAUCCUGCUGGGAGUGGCGGGAACAGACAUCCCUCUGCAGGAGCUCAUGAAGAUCAUCCCCAAGCAUAUGCUCGGGAUCCACGGCUACGCGUUCGCCGUCACCAACAACGGCUACAUCCUGACGCACCCUGACCUCCGACCAAUGUACCAGCAAGGCAAGAAGAGGAGGAAGCCCAACUACAGCAGCGUGGAUCUCUCCGAGGUGGAAUGGGAAGACAAGGACGACAUUCUACGGAACGCGAUGGUGAACAGAAGGACGGGGACUUUUUCAAUGGAGGUGAAGAGGACCGUGGAUAAAGGGAAGCGUGUCCUCAAGAUGCACAAUGAAUAUUACUACACCGACAUUAAAGGAACUCCAUUCAGCGUCGGAGUGGCGCUUUCCCGAGGCCACGGGAAGUACUUCUUCAGGGGCAACGUGUCCGUCGAAGCCGGGCUCCAUGAUCUGGAACAGCCAGAUGUUGCGCUGGCAGAUGAAUGGACCUACUGCAACACAGACGAGCACCUGGAACACCGGCCCCUCACCCAGAUCCAGGCCAUCAGGCUCUUCCUGACCGGCCGGCAGCCCCACCUGAAAUGCGACCGGGAGCUGAUCCAGGAGGUGUUGUUCGACGCGGUGAUCACUGCUCCUCUGGAGGCCUACUGGACCGGGCUCGCCCUCAAUAAGUCAGAGAACUCGGACAAAGGCGUGGAGAUCGCCUACUUAGGAACACGCACCGGCCUCUCCAGAACCAACCUGUUUGUGGUUCCUGAGCUGCUGUCCAAUCAAGACUUCCUGACAGCCGAGGACAAGGAAGGUGUAUUUAACGCAGACCACUUCCCACUGUGGUACAAGAGAGCCGCAGAGCAGGUCCCGGGAACCUUCGUCUACUCUGUUCCGUUCAGCUCAGCAUCGGAAAAUAAGAGUGUGGUCUUGGCCAGUACAGCAAUUCAGCUUCUUGAUGACAGGAAGUCUCCUAUUGUUGCUGCUGUGGGAAUCCAAAUGAAGCUGGAAUACUUUCAAAGGAAGUUCUGGACUGCCUGCAGACAGUGUACAGCUCUGGACGGGAGGUGCAGCAUUAGCUGUGAGAGUGGGGACAUCAACUGCUACCUUAUUGACAAUAACGGCUUCAUUCUUGUGACGGAGGAAAUUUCCCAGACAGGGCUGUUUUUUGGUGAGGUUGAAGGUGCCGUCAUGAACAAAUUACUCCAAAUGGGUUCAUUCAAGAGGAUCACCUUAUAUGACUACCAGGCACACUGUAGAGACUAUGCAGGCAGCAGCGACUGCGCGCGCACUUUAUUAAAUCCCUUCUCGGUUGUAAAGUGGAUUUUGACUGAGGUCAUCAUUUUUCUGCUGGAGUUCAACUUCUACAGCUGGUGGAACGUUGGUCUGUCAGUGAAAGCCCAAAGGCCUCAGGGUAAGACCAAGAUGGUUCCAUGCGACACAGAGUACCCUGCCUUCGUCUCUGAGCGCACCAUCAAGGAGACGACCGGAAACAUAGACUGUGAGGGCUGUUUCAGAUCAUUUGUAAUACAACAGAUUCCCAGCAGCAAUCUCUUCAUGGUCGUCGUAGAGAACAAGUGUGACUGCAGCUCUGCACCUCCAGUCACCAUAGAUCCUAUAGAGAUCAUGUACAAUGAGUCACUGAAAUGUGACAGACUGAAGUUUCAGAAGGACAGGAAAAAGCCAGAAUCUUGUCAUCCUUUUCACCCAGAGGAAAACGCCAUGGAGUGUGGAUCGGCAACAGGCCUCUCUAGCACUCUGACCGCAGCCCUGUUCCCCCUGCUGACCUCACUCAUCAGCAGGUGACUAAAGCCUUGCCAGCUCUUCUGGGACCCAGGAGUGGACCUCAGCAGCCCCAACUAAGCAGACCACAUCUCAUUCACAGACCAAACCAAGCUUGUAACACAUGAGUAUAUAUAGAAUAUGGCCCAUCCAAAUGGAAUUCGUUCACAGCGCCUUACCAAAGGGAAUUUCACUGAGAAGAAGAAGAACUCUGCUUCUUUGUCACCACAAGAUUAAUUUAUAUUUAUGGAGUGGAAGGGUUUGCCGCAGCUUAGAUACGUAAAUGAAAAUUCAUUGUGGUUGAUAGCAGACAUCUUGCUUUUGUCUCACUGUACGUAGACGAUGGCCACAAGCAAACAGGUUGAGUUUGGAAGGAGAAACUUAAACGUCCAUACAUGCUUCUCUGGUUUAUUGUGAUUAAAAGUAUUUGAUGUAUGAAUGCAGGCAGAUUCCCCAUUAUACCUUUGGUAAAUAUAUCAAAAUACAAAAUACAUAUGGCAACACUCGAUAGCUAAAUUCUUGAAAAUAUUCCACAGAUUGCUGCUAAAACAAAGUAAUGUUCUUUUUCUUCACGUUCCCUCUUUGUAAAUGUAAAGACAUAUAAUUCAAGCUAAAUAUGCAUGUCAACUAAAUACAAUUUAUAAGAAUGUUACACUGGCCAUAAUAAAGAAGCCAUAUUUAUCAUGUUGACACAAAAAAGAACUGAAUAAACACAAAGACAUAUUUUUCACCAUUCAA
Molecule: messenger RNA, 3692 nt
Organism: Gadus macrocephalus (Pacific cod)
Lineage: Eukaryota; Metazoa; Chordata; Actinopteri; Gadiformes; Gadidae
Product: voltage-dependent calcium channel subunit alpha-2/delta-3-like
Cellular component (GO): voltage-gated calcium channel complex
Molecular function (GO): voltage-gated calcium channel activity
Source: RefSeq, a predicted model, not a curated record